This is a messenger RNA of Didymella exigua CBS 183.55, 2271 nucleotides long. RefSeq lists its product as uncharacterized. Gene Ontology annotation, biological process: DNA-templated transcription; regulation of DNA-templated transcription. The record is from RefSeq and is a predicted model, not a curated record. Gene Ontology annotation, cellular component: nucleus. Lineage: Eukaryota; Fungi; Ascomycota; Dothideomycetes; Pleosporales; Didymellaceae. The transcript has 2 exons. Bases 1 to 2271 code for a protein of 756 amino acids. Gene Ontology annotation, molecular function: zinc ion binding; DNA binding; DNA-binding transcription factor activity, RNA polymerase II-specific.
AUGGACGCGAUUUCCCCACAGCAAUCUCUGCCCGAUGCGCAGAAGGCGAGCACCACGCAGGAAGAUGACUCGUCGAAGGCCAAGCGGGCCCACCAAGCCUGUCUGAACUGUCGCAAGCGGAAGAGCCGGUGCCUGCUCGACGAGCAAGGUACCAUCCCGUGUCUGCGAUGCAAGCGCGACAACCUCGAGUGCGUGCUCGGUGGCAGCAAGCGCGGCGGGCGACGCGUGCGCAAGAAGCGCAUUGACGAGACGAAUUCCGGGCUACCCUCGCUGACGAACACCGGGACCGAGGAUGGCAGCUUCCAUACGCUCGGAAACCUGGGGACGUGGUCACACGAUGCGGGCGCGCAGCAGCAACACUAUGGCGAGAACCCCCACGCCGCGGGCUCCGACUCCUCGAACACCGACGAGCUAGCCUUUAACAACCUCCAGAAUCCUUCAGAUGCUCUGGGCAUACUGGCGCAAGUUGCGGGCGAGACGAGCUCGAACGAGGAGAACAACAAUGGUCACAACGCUGGAGCUGGAUCCGCGCUGUUACCGCCGAGUGGCAGUACAGCGAUGCACGCGCCGCCACUGUCCUUCUCAUACCCUCUGCUAGAUCGCGGCGUGCUGACGGUGCAUUCGCUGUGUCAAUUGCUGGUGCGGUACCAGCAGAACUACCACCCUUUCUACCCACUGGCGCCUGCGCAUGCCUUUGAUACCACGCGCAUGCAUGACAUGUUCAGGAAGGAACCACAUCUCCUCACAGCGAUUCUUCUGAUCGCCUCGAAAGAUCUAGUGAACGAGCCGCAUAUAUAUGAAGCGUGUACUGAGCAUAUGAGGGCCCUUGUUGCCAAUCUUGCUGCAGGAGGCGACGCCGGCAUCGAAGCCGUAGAAGCUUUGCUACUGCUCGCCGAGUGGGCCCCGUAUACUCAGAGAGGUGGAGGCAAAGUGGGCAAAGGCGAAGAAGACAAAGAGUCCUGGAUGCAUGUUGGAAUCGCACUUCGAAUUGCGUACUUCCUUGCGCUCGAUAAGUACUCCUUCCGCUUCGUCGAUCAGAGCAAAGAUCCGCAGCAUAAUCGCAAGCGUCUGAUCUGGACUGCCGCCUACGUCUCCGACCGACACAUUAGUAUCCGCAUUGGCAAGGCUUUCUGGUCGCGCGGUCCAGGCCCUCUUACCACGCUGAGACGCGAAGACUACCCCAGUUUGAUUCCGAAAUCACCGAACGAGGAAGACUACGCUUCAAUAUUCCAAGCCAACCUUGAGCUGACUCAGCUUUUCUCCAAUGUUCACGAUACCCUGUACAGUAAUCCUGGCGCCUCGUUCCGCUCCAACAUGAGCGGGAGCUACAUUAAGUUUAUCGACGAUUUCCGCUCCGCGAUCUACGGCUGGAAGAGUGUUUGGGGCACAUUAACAUGCUCUGCACCUUUGAAGGCAUGUCUGCUGAUGUCCUAUGAUUACCUUCGAUUAUACACCAAUGCCUUCGCAUUCCAGGCCACCGUUCUGCGCGCGCUCCCCUCCGCGAAUAGCUCCUCGGUUCCACAUGAAGCCUCGAACCUUGGAGGUCCUCAGGCGCCACAGAGGGUCUUCGUUAACAACGUCGGUGCAGUCGGUGACGCGCGUUUUAUAUACGAAGGCCUCGACGCUGCCAAAGCCAUCCUCACAACCGUCAAUAACUUCGUCUCCCCCGAAACUAGCCUGCGCUUCAUGCCACUGCGUUAUUAUCUCUACCUCGUGCAUGCCGGCGUGUUCCUCUACCGCGCGCGCUGUACAGGCGUUAUAUCUGGCGACGAAGACCGCGCCAUUCGCGCCAUGAUCAAUGAGACCGUGUCGCGCCUACAACGCAGCGCCGUGGGCGUAGAGGCUGGUAUCCAGCACCCUGGUUCGCGGUACUCGCAGCUCCUCAAAUUGCUAUGGGCCAAGGUACCGCGCAAGGACAAGAGCAGUCGUUCCGCCUUCAGGCACCCUGGCACAAGCGUCGCCAGCAACCCUGUGGACCAGAAUGGCUUCCCUGUUCCGCCAUCGACGACCACAGCGCAGAGUCCACGCACGAGCUCAGUAGGCACGGGCGAGUCUCCAGCGCUGACGGAGCAGAUGGGCGAUUUUGGCUGGACAGAUCUCGGCGCUGUUAGCGAUUUCGCUAUGCACGGGAAUAAUGGCGCGAACCCGCCGGAUGAGAGCGCGCUUUGGAACGGGUUUCUGCCUCUCGAUAUGGGCUGGAGUGCUAAUGGAUUUAGUCUUGAUGGGGUUGGAUGGGACGGAAACGCUAAUGAUCUGGGUAUGCUGUUUUGA